Mytilus trossulus (common blue mussel) is the source of this 2068-nucleotide messenger RNA. Its product is annotated as glutamate receptor ionotropic, kainate 3-like. The transcript has 10 exons. Gene Ontology annotation, cellular component: postsynaptic density membrane; plasma membrane. NCBI's taxonomy places the organism in Eukaryota, Metazoa, Mollusca, Bivalvia, Mytilida, Mytilidae. The record is from RefSeq and is a predicted model, not a curated record. Gene Ontology annotation, biological process: modulation of chemical synaptic transmission; synaptic transmission, glutamatergic. The coding region runs from base 23 to 2008 and encodes 661 amino acids. Gene Ontology annotation, molecular function: glutamate receptor activity; transmitter-gated monoatomic ion channel activity involved in regulation of postsynaptic membrane potential.
ACUACGAUAGGACGAAGGAAUUAUGACCCACAUUAGUUCUUCGUUACAGGGCAAAGAUGUAUGUGUAAACAACAUAACUAAUUGUAGUUCAGCCAUUUCUCUGAUUUCCUUGAUAGCUCAUCUAAAGUGGUCAUCAGUCUGCAUCAUCUUCGACAAGGAAUCAGGCCAGCAGGCAUUUGAAUUGCAUCAUGGUCUAUCUACCUAUGGAAUACUUGCAGUAAUAUAUCCUAUGGAAGAAGUCACAUCUUCUGAAAUUGAUGCUAUAUCUAGUUCUUCACAAGAUAAGUCAACCAACAUCAAUUUCACUGUACUAUGUCAACAUGUUUGUCUCCAAUUUCUUAAAAAGCCUUUUGAAUUUGGAAGGAAAAACGUAAGGCGAAACUCCUUGCUUCACUUAUCGAGGUGGUUAGUAGGUGUUGAUAAUGUUGCAGACUUGCUGGAUUUUGAAAUGGCUGAUAUAAAGUUCGACAACGUAGCUGUAGUAAAGAAUUAUACAACAAACAUAAAAGAGAUAAACAACUUAAAACUGACUAACCAAGAUGAGGUUAAGCAUGAGGGUUGUACCCAUCAACAAAUAUUUACACUAAUGUGGCAGUCCAGCCGACGUAAUUUGUCACCAGUGCUAUUUACAAAUCAACAGUUACCAGAUGAAAACAAACUCUUUCCAAAUGCCGACUUUGGGUUUAAUAAAAGAAAAUUUUUGGUCAACACAUUACCAUUUUCUCCCUUUGUACAGUUAAAUAACGAAACCGGUCAGUACACAGGAAUCACAAUUGAAAUUUUAAAUCAGCUAUCUCGUGAUCUCAAUUUUACAUAUGAAAUUCAACCGCCACCUGAUGGGAAUUGGGGAGCUGAAAAAAACAAUGGUACAUGGAAUGGUAUGAUAGGACAACUGCAACAAAGGGAGAUAGACAUUGUAGCAGCAGCCCUUACAGUGCAUUCAGAUAGGGAAACAGUGAUGGAUUUUACGUAUCCCUACUUUUAUGAGUUUUCGUCAAUCAUUUUCAAAAAAUCAAAUCCAGAUAAUUCAAAAUGGACAAGAUUACUCGAUCCUCUUAGUCCAACAGUGUUAAUAUUGGUUGGAAUUUGUCUACCUACUGUGUCAUUUAUACUUUGCCUUCUUGAAAAUACCAACCCAUUUUACAACAAAAGACAUGGUAAAAGAGGUCUGCAUAAUAUGUCUGAUUCAUUCUGGUAUAUGUAUGGAGCUUUGUUAACACAAGGCGGAGAACAUAUGGCUGCAUCCUCAUCAGGACGAACACUUCUAAGCUGCUGGUGGAUAUUUUGCAUUAUAAUGGCGGCCACGUACAGCGCAAAUUUUGUGGCUUUUCUGACAGUUCGAAAAAACAAACCUCCGUUCGAUGAUAUCAAAGGCCUAAUUGCUCAAGAUGAGUAUAAAUGGGGUAUAACGGGUGAUUCCAUAUACGAAUCUAUUUUCAAGGAUUCGAAUCUACCAGAUCGUCAACUUUUUUGGAAAGGUAUUGUUGCAUUCAACAAAACCGAUCCUUCUGUACUUAACAGUGGAACAAAAUCACACAUAGAAAAGGUGUUAACAGAAAAGUAUGCGUUUAUUGAUGAUCACACUGGAACGGCAAAGUUAGUGGCAAAUAACUGUCAAGUCACACUCCUACCAACUGAUAUUAUGUCUACGUACGCCAUCGGACUGCCAAAUAAUUCACCUUUUGUGGAAAAAUUCUCAAAUGGGAUUAUGACAGUUCUUGAAAGUGGACAUGUCUCAAAGUGGAGAACAAACUAUUGGCCUUAUACUAGUCAUUGUGCAGAACAAUCUAAAACCGAAGCAAAAGCAAUCAAAAUUAUUGAUAUACAAAUUGCAUUUUAUCUAAUUGGUAUUGGAAUAUUACUAUCUUUGAUGUUUUUACUUUGUGAAUAUAUUACGCUUAAAUGUCGACUAUUAUUGGAGAAGAAAGGUUUAAUCACCCAUCCGAUUAAUCCAGUGAGACACAUUGGAACAAUAAGCAUGACAGAUCAUGUAGUCCAAGAUUAUUAACUUGAUCAAUUUAAUGUUUUUCGUUUGAAAUUCUAAUAGACGGCUGAUAACGAGCAUAAG